AUGACGAUGUUUGAUGCAGCAUCUACAGCUUGGUUGUUUUGGCUGUUGUCAGGGUGUGAGGCUAUGCGCAAUGUGUUGACGCCACCCAAAAAUGCACGACCGAGUCCCGUGGUUGGCGGCUGGCCGAAUCCGGCCUGUUGCCAUGCCCAUUCGGACGUACUCCAGACGAAAAGGAUGUAUGCCUCUUUUCACAUCCCCGCCUCUACACUCGAACUCCCCUCACCCACCGUGUCUACACGAUCCCGUGUCAAUGUCGCCAGAUCUGAUCCUGUCUGCCUGCUCGCGGUCGAAAAUAGAGAAAGAACAAAGGCAGAAAUACAGAAAUACAGAAAGAACGAAGAAAGGAAAGCAAGAAAGAUAGAUGUAUAA
Messenger RNA from Protopolystoma xenopodis, 369 nucleotides. Lineage: Eukaryota; Metazoa; Platyhelminthes; Monogenea; Polystomatidea; Polystomatidae. The record is from the annotation of a GenBank genome assembly.